This is a messenger RNA of Ochotona curzoniae (black-lipped pika), 2879 nucleotides long. RefSeq names its product nuclear envelope integral membrane protein 2 (gene NEMP2). Gene Ontology annotation, cellular component: nuclear envelope. Lineage: Eukaryota; Metazoa; Chordata; Mammalia; Lagomorpha; Ochotonidae. The transcript has 9 exons. The record is from RefSeq and is a predicted model, not a curated record. The coding region runs from base 53 to 1321 and encodes 422 amino acids.
UGGCCGCCGGCCCCCAAGGCUCGGGUGGCGCGGAGCGAGGCCCAGAGGAGGGAUGCGGCCGCCCCUGGGGCCCUGGUGGCCGCUGCUCUGGCUGCCGCCCCUGACCCCACUGCCCGCGGGCGGCGUGCGCGGGGAGGAGGCGGCGGCGUUGUCAGUUUCAAAGUGCACAAUGUUAAAGGAGAUAGAUUCAAUUAAAACUUUUCAGUCAAAUUGUUACUGCUACAAUCAACAUUCCCAAAUGGAGUGGACAGCUAUUUGGUCAACUGUGCAGGUGAAAAUUACUAGUCCAGGCCUGUUCACCAUUGUGUAUAUCACAGAAAGCCAUCAUUGCCAGUAUCCAGAAACCAUUCUUUCUUUUACCAAAUGUGUGAUUCAUAACUUUUGGGCACCAAAGGAAUCUAAUGAUGUGACCAUAAUCAUCCAUCCGUAUGUGGAGAUGGCGUGUUUCUCUGUGAAGCCUGCUGGGGAGAUGCUGGCCUACAAGAUAAGUGUGAAACGAAACAUUGUAGAUUUCAAACUCUUGCUUGCAUGUGUGGUGGGCGUUUUUAUGUUCUUCCGCGCAAAGGUCUUGAGUCAGAGUCCUGUUUUCUAUUACUCUUCGGGGACUGUGCUAGGUGUUCUAAUGCCAUUAGUCUUCAUCCUGCUCUGGGGCAAAAGGUACAUCCCAAAGUAUAGCACCUUUUGGGCUCUAAUGGUUGGUUGUUGGUUUGCUUCAGUUUAUGUUGUGUACCAAUUGAUGGAAGAUAUGAACUGGCUGUGGUAUGAAAACAGAAUAUUUGUAUUAGGCUACGUCCUGACAUCCGGACCUUGCAGCUUUGCCGUCUGUUACAGACACGGCCCACUCACUGACAGCAGGAGCCUGCUGAUGUGGACACUGCGGUUCCUGUCCCUGGCUCUCAUAUAUGCUGGCAUGGCCAUGCCUCAGAUAGCCUACACACUCAUGGUCCUUCUUGUGUCCUUCCGCUAUUGGGGCUACCCAUUGAGAGCCUUCAGCUAUAUCCGCUGGAAAAUGAAGGAAUGGUUUCAAUCGAAAAAGCUGGUGGUGCGGUUUCUUAGCGAAGAGGAGUACAGGGAGCAAGCUGAAGCCGAAACGACCAGUGCCCUGGAGGAGCUGCGCCAAGCCUGCCGCAGAGCUGACUUCCCCUCAUGGCUGGCCGUUUCCAAACUCCAGGCUCCGAAAAAAUUUGCCGAGUUCGUCCUUGGGGCAAGCCACCUGUCGCCUGAAGAGAUCCGUCAGCAUGAGGAACAGUAUGGCCUGGGGGGUGCCUUCCUGGAAGAGCAGCUCUUCAGCCUGCAGGCCGACGGUCUGCCCACGAGCUGACCUGCUGUGCAAGGCAGCCAGGAGGAAGACACAGCUCCUGCCACAGUUGGGUGCAGCUGGUUAUAAUGGACAGGGACAAAAGCCAUCUGCUGUGGAGAACAUAUGAGCCCCCCACCCCUGAGAAGGUCGUGUGUUGAGGCUCACUCUCCUUGCAGAGGAAUAUUUCAGUGGGUGGCACAAAGGUUGUGUGUGUCAUGACCACUUUCCUUGCAUGGAGACUUUCAUCAGGAACCAAGGAGCCAUGUUCAAAGAGCCAACAACCAUGAACAUGCACCUUGGCGGCACCAGGACACUCGCACUGUCUUCAUUCCCAGAACCUGUGUCACCAUGCUGCACUAUUCGUCCCACCUUUGAUCACCAUUGGUGCUCCAAGAGACCUAAGACAUUGCUGGACCAGUGUGAACCAAAGACUAGUCCAGAGCCCACCACUGAGUACUAGUGGGAUUCUGAGGGAGUCAGUUAUUUACAGAAUUAAACCUGUAUCCUGGAGGACUUUUCAGAGCCUUCAAAUGCGCAUUGUGUGCUUGGCUUCUGCCUUCAUAGGACCAAAGAAGCCUUUUUUUUUCCAUGAGGAUAAUAUACCUGGGAACAGGUUUAGAAAAUGCCGAUGAUGGUUUGGUGGCAUUGAGGUUUGGGGAGCUUCAGUAACUUGUCCAAGACUGCAUGUAAAGGCAGCACGGAAUAGAAUCCCAGCCCUCUGGAGUGAGAAGAGGUCAUCAGAUGCAAGCUGAAGGGACUGCAGCCUGGGGUCUCACAAUCUUUUUAUUUUUUAAUAAUGUCUAAUUAGCCAUUUAAUAACUGGGAUACAGAGAAAUAUUUCUUAAGAUAUGUUUUAAAUUUUGAUAUGAUUUUUAUACAUAUAAAGAUUAGAAACUAAUUCCUUUCUUGACUUGUGUUUGUGUGUUAAGUUGGAGCCAUUUACCCUCUUGACGUUUACAAUAGACAUCACCAUUAUAAAUAAUUGUAUCUAUUUGUAACAAUUUUCCACCAAACACACUGUGAUCUUUUUGCCAGAAAGCAGUUUUUUUUUUUUCUCAAUUCAUAAUACCAGACUCCAGUGGGAGCUUUGACCCUGGGGCAAGGUGGCCAAAGCAUAGAUCUGAGUAAAGAUUUGGGCAUGGCAACCCAUUCAUGAAGUUAAAAUGUUGCUACACCAACUCCCUGGGGUCUCACACUUGACUUUUUUUUUUUAACCUGGAUGAGACCACAAAGAAUGAGAUCAGUGCUAUUGUGUUCCUGAGCCCAGUUGAGUGGAACUUCUCUGAUAAAAGUGCAGCCCAGCUGGAACUUUCUAGAUUGGUUUUCAAAUGAUAUGCCCUCUGUGAAGCAGUAUUUAAAUAUAUAUAUAUCUAAUAUUAGGAGUUUUGUCUUUUUGGCCAAAAUCUAUUCAUUCGAGCUAUGCCUUUAUGUAGACUGACUUGCAGAAUUCCACUCAGGUUUCUAAGGAGAACUAUUUGGCAAGUAUAAGCACAAGUUCUGACAUUGUUUUAUUGCACUUUCAUGUGACUUUAUUUUUUUAUCCUUUUUAUGGUGACACACUAUAAGUGUUGUAGAUGUG